Aspergillus puulaauensis is the source of this 1377-nucleotide messenger RNA. RefSeq lists its product as uncharacterized. Bases 1 to 1377 code for a protein of 458 amino acids. NCBI's taxonomy places the organism in Eukaryota, Fungi, Ascomycota, Eurotiomycetes, Eurotiales, Aspergillaceae. The transcript is spliced from 3 exons. The record is from RefSeq and is a predicted model, not a curated record.
AUGGGGCUAGCUGAACUGCCACUCGAACUGUUAAACCGCAUGCUGCAGUGUCUCCGGGGUGAUAUUUCCUCUCUCCGAUCAGCCCUCUUGGUCAACAAAACGUGGGCCGCCGAGGCAGUCCGCGUGCUAUGGGAAACCCCGCCACCACAAGGCCUCGCAGAGAUCAAUGAUAUAGACAGACGGCAAUUCUACGCGCGAUAUGUCCGCGAGUUGGAAAUGAACGGCGAUGAGUGGGUGCAUCACAACGACUUCCACGCGUUGGAAUUUCCGCGUCUCCGAUCUGUUUUGAUUGAUGCUACCUAUACGGGCCGGGACGGAGAACAGGAGGAAGUGUGGAUCGGCCAGUAUAUCCAGCCGGCAUUGGAGGAUUUCACAUGCUAUGCUACUGCGCCGGCUGGGUACGAAGAUGUGCUUCAGCUUCUGGGGACACGGUGUCCACGACUGGCGAGUGUUAUUAUUGGUUGUGCGCUUGAAGGGUUGAAUUCCGCUUCUCUAUGCGGAUUUAUUGACAGAUGCAAGUCUCUACGCUCGUUUGGUGUGGUCGAUGGUAAGACAGCGCCGAUUGAUGACCGGGUUCUUUCCACUCUUGCCUCUCAUGAUGGGCUCGAGGAGUUAGAAGUGGAGCCGUUUGUCAAGCACGAUAUGUUUGUGAAUACAUUUCAACAUGUCGAUCGCCCGUUCAAGGGUAUCCAACAGCUGCAGGUUCAUAUAGAGCCAAAGACUGUACCCCUUCUCGUCCCGACCAUAAAAAACAUUCGUCUUCUUUCCCUCACCCUGGUGAACGGCGAAAUAAGCCCAUGGCUGCACCUCAGUGCGCUGACCAAUCUUCGAGACCUUGUUAUUAUGUACGAAGACUCGGCAGAGCUAAGUUCCAAUGAUUUCCGGGGCGUUAAAGGCCUGAACCUACAUCGGCUGGUUGUCCGUAGUAUCCAUGGAGACCUCACAGCUCCGACGUUGACGGACGACGAGUUUAUCCCAGUGAUCGAGACUCAGCCGGCACUGGGAGAAAUAGACCUCGAGAUCCACGCUAGCCUGACCGUUCUAUCAUUCAUAUCCCUCGGACGCAAGUGCCGCUACCUGCGGGAUUGUGGUAUUUAUGGCACCUAUGACCUGUCUCUCUUACUAGAUAUUGAUCCAUCUCCGCCUCUGUUUCCAUGUUUGGAGCAGCUCACACUCGGCACAAUAGCUGAAAUACGUGCAACGCCGUUACCGGGGUCCAAUUCAACACCGGACAAAGCGAAGUUUCUCGCUCGGGCUACCCUUAGCCAUGCGCCAAACCUGGAGGACCUCUGUCUGCUGGACGAGCGAGAUGACUUUUUAGCGGCAAUGGUGGCGGUCGUUGAGGAACGGGCAGAGUCACUGCUUGACUCAUCAUGA